Helianthus annuus (common sunflower) is the source of this 1127-nucleotide messenger RNA. RefSeq names its product protein LIFEGUARD 2. Gene Ontology annotation, cellular component: membrane. The record is from RefSeq and is a predicted model, not a curated record. NCBI's taxonomy places the organism in Eukaryota, Viridiplantae, Streptophyta, Magnoliopsida, Asterales, Asteraceae. The coding region runs from base 211 to 945 and encodes 244 amino acids. The transcript is spliced from 4 exons.
AGCCAGAGAAGUCUGGACAAUAAUAGUGGAGAACCUAUAUUCUUACACGUGAAGAUAAGUCAAGAAGUUUCUCGUUUCGUCUACCAAUCACCUGUAUAUAAACUCCCACCGAAUCCAUAAUUCCGUCAUCACUAAGUUCAGAAUUUAUUCAGUUACCCUCUCAUCAAUUUCUUCAAUUUGAAACCAAUUGCCACAAACAUUUCAUCAAACAUGUGGAAUCAACCGCCGUUUGGGAAGACAGAUUUGGAGACUGGACCAACCGGAAGGCUGUACCCGAUGAUGCUGGAGUCGCCGGAGCUCCGGUGGUCGUUUAUUCGGAAGAUUUACUCUAUCGUUUCCAUACAGUUGCUUCUCACCGUCGCUGUUGCUGCUGUUGUUGUAUCCUAUCAUCCUAUUGUCACUUUCUUAACCACUACUAGCGGUGGAUUGGCUUGUUAUAUUCUUCUCAUCAUCGCACCCUUUAUUACAUUAUGUCCCUUGUAUUACUAUCACCAGCGUCAUCCUGUCAACUAUAUCCUUCUAGGCAUCUUCACUGUCACUCUGGCUUUCGCAGUCGGUUUGACAUGCGCUUUCACUAGCGGUAAGGUGAUACUGGAAGCUGUAAUUUUGACAGCAGUGGUGGUUGUGAGUCUCACUUUAUUCACAUUUUGGGCCGCCAAGAAAGGUUACGACUUCAAUUUCUUGGGUCCAUUCUUGUUUGGCGCUGUUAUGGUGCUUUUCGUCUUUGCCCUUAUUCAGAUAUUCUUUCCUCUAGGUAGAAUUUCAGUCAUGAUAUACGGGUGUUUAGCGGCCAUAAUCUUCUGCGGAUACAUAGUGUACGACACUGAUAAUCUGAUCAAACGAUACACAUACGACGAGUACAUUUGGGCUGCGGUUUCUUUGUAUCUUGAUGUCAUUAAUCUCUUCAUGGCGUUGCUCACCGUGUUCAGAGCUGCUGACAGCUGAAUGUGUUUAUUAGUUACUUGCACGCAUGGUUUUGGUGGAGUUUGUGAAUAUACGUUAUGUACACUAAAUUGGUUGCAUUUAGAAGUUUUUGUUAAUAAUGGGUUGUGGAGUAAGUGUAUACUACAAAUUUGGUAACUUGUUAGUUUUGUUGUAGCGGUAAUUUAAUCCGCGACUGUAUCGCC